Messenger RNA from Castor canadensis (American beaver), 995 nucleotides. It is a transcript of the gene Ccdc85b, whose product is annotated as coiled-coil domain containing 85B. Lineage: Eukaryota; Metazoa; Chordata; Mammalia; Rodentia; Castoridae. The record is from RefSeq and is a predicted model, not a curated record. Gene Ontology annotation, cellular component: nucleus. Gene Ontology annotation, biological process: negative regulation of DNA-templated transcription.
UGCCCCCGCGGGGUGGCUGCUGCAGCCUACGCUACCUCCGCCACUGCUUGCAGCCCGCAGAGUCCAAGCUGUAGCCCGAGCGGCGCCCAGCCCGACGUGGGGCUCCCGGGCCGCGGAGGCGGGCGGGCGAUGCUCCAGCGGCCUGAGCAGUCAUGGAGGCCGAGGCAGGCGGCCUGGAGGAGCUGACGGAUGAGGAGAUGGCGGCGUUGGGCAAGGAGGAGCUGGUGCGGCGCCUGCGGCGGGAGGAGGCGGCGCGCCUCGCGGCUUUGGUGCAGCGCGGCCGCCUUAUGCAGGAGGUGAAUCGGCAGCUGCAGGGUCACCUGGGCGAGAUUCGCGAGCUCAAGCAGCUCAACCGGCGCCUGCAGGCCGAGAACCGGGAGUUGCGCGACCUCUGCUGCUUCCUGGACUCUGAGCGCCAGCGGGGGCGGCGCGCUGCGCGCCAGUGGCAGCUCUUCGGGACCCAAGCAUCUCGGGCGGUGCGUGAGGACCUGGGUGGCUGUUGGCAGAAGCUAGCCGAGCUGGAGGGCCGCCAAGAGGAGCUGCUGCGGGAAAACCUGGCGCUUAAGGAGCUUUGCCUGGCGUUGGGAGAGGAGUGGGGCCCCCGCGGCAGCACCGGCGGUGCGGGGGGCUCAGGCGCCGGGCCGACACCGGAGCUCGCGUUACCCCCCUGCGGGCCCCGUGAUUUAGGUGACGGAAGCUCUAGCACCGGCAGCGUGGGCAGUCCCGAUCAGUUGCCCCUGGCCUGCUCCCCGGAUGACUGACUGCGCUGCUUCUUCCAUGCCGACGCCCGCCCAGAUUACUCCCCGAGCGCCGGAACUGCUGUGGACCUCCAGACCUGGACGCCGCCUCUGCGCACCAGGGGCUGCUGGCGUGGACUGAGAAGCCCUGGCACUGAGGAGGGCCCCUCGCUCUCGCUGGCGGGGCAGCAGGGGGACUGGAGCGGAGGGACUCGCUGGGGGGUUGGGUGGGGACUAAUAAACUGGGACGGAAGCGGA